ACUGUCUUUGCUUAAGAACCCCUGAAGAACCAAGAGCGUAGGUCAAGCCAAGGGUGGCCUGGUUUCAACCCUAAAGAGCAGCUUUUCUGAAUUCCAGCGUGCUGUAGCUUUAAGUCCUGAGAUCGAGGCGAGGUUGGGGUGCUGUCACUUAGCAGAGUCAGCGGGUCACGUGGCAAAGCCUCCCCCGUCCUAUUGGCCCAAGGCACGUGUCUAGGAUACCGGGAGUGCAACGUCACCGGUGGGAGGGGGGACGAGGUGGGGGCUCGUAUUAAAAAUAAGAACAAAAAUCCGUAGUGAAAGUAUUUCAGAGCCAGUUAGCGCCUCUUUAUUUACCCCGAGCUUUGGGCACUGAGGCACAGCGCUGCGUCCACAAUAGUUCCAUAAAGUAGCCUUACAUUCAUAAUAAUAACCCGAAUAAUAACUAGAAGUACAAUAAACUACUCCGUGGAGCUCAGAGUGGGAUUAAAUCCUGAAAUGAUGGUUUUUCUUUGUGAGGGUCGCGGCGUUUAAUCGAGAUUUUUUUCCUUCUCGACUUUUAUUCUUUGUUUUUUUUCUGCUCUCUGGCGUUUUUAUACAGAGACACGCGCAGAACUGCACGCAGAGGAAGGUUUGUUCAAAGCUGGAAGCGGGACGCGGCUGUGCGGGGCAGAAAGGGGUUAAAGAGCUGCGAGUUUGGGGAUGGAGGAGAAGGACCGGAGCCCCAGAGGCGCGGAGGACUCAGGCGACGAGUCGCUGCUGCACGCGCCGGGCAACCUGCACGCCCACCGGGUCACCAACUUUUACAUCGACAACAUCCUGCGGCCGGACUUCGGGCGGAGGAAAGAGGGCAUCGCGGCCAGCGACCACGACCAUGACCACCACCAUCAUCACCAUCACCACAACCACAACCACCGGGCCGCCGUCACCAGCGAUCCCUCGGCGGCUACGGAGCCGGUGGGCGCGCCCGUACCCGAGGAAGGGACGUCUGGACCACGGGCGGGGGCUGGGGCAAAAAGGACCCCGGACGGAGCACGCGCCGAAAGCGCGGACCAGUGCCUGAGCUCGGACUCGGAGUGCUCUCAGAGCAGCGCGCCCCCAAAUAGCAAGUCCAUGCUGUGGCCAGCCUGGGUCUACUGCACCAGAUACUCGGACAGACCAUCAUCAGGGCCAAGAUCCCGCAAACCAAAGAAGAAAAGCCUGAGCAAAGAGGACAAGCGCCCGCGCACCGCCUUCACCGCCGAGCAGCUGCAGAGACUGAAGUCCGAGUUCCAGACCAACCGCUACCUGACCGAGCAGAGGCGGCAGAGCCUGGCGCAGGAGCUCGGCCUCAACGAGUCCCAGAUCAAGAUCUGGUUCCAGAACAAGAGGGCCAAGAUCAAGAAGGCUUCAGGGACCAAGAACACGCUGGCCUUGCACCUGAUGGCCCAGGGCCUGUACAAUCACGCCACCGUCAACAACAAGGAGGACAAAUCAGACAGCGACUGAGCGCGAGGACGAGCACGAGGGGGACGGCUAUACGAUUACAAUGCAAUAAAUAAAAGAGAAAAAAAAAUCAUAAGUAAAAAAAAAUAAAUAAAUAAAAGGGCCAGUGUACAAAAUACCAGCAGAAACGGAGUAGACUCUACGAAGGAGAAAGCACUCUGCAAUAUUUUAAUAUUUUAAUGUUGAUUGUAAUUUUGCAUUUUGCGUGGGCUGGUUGUUUUUGUUUUUCUUUUUUUUCUGUUUUUUUUAUAUUAACACUGCUGUCCACAGUCUGAAAAAAACGCCUGGUGAAGAAAAGUAGGCAAAGUUUUCUUAUUUAAAAAAGAAAAAAAGGAGUUGAGAGAGAGAAAGAGAGAGAGAGAGGGGGGAGAGAGAGAGGGGGAGAGAGAGAGAGAGAGAGAGGGGGGAGAGAGAGAGACUCGCUUUUGCUUUUGAUUGACACUUGACGUCGAGACACAUGAUCGUCUUUAAUCCAUGCUGAAGUCCAAAGAUUUUUUUCCUGCUGCAUUCAGGCAACUGUGAUUUUUUUUUUUAAAUAAAUAAAUAAAUGAAUGAAUGAAUAAAUAAAUAAUGAAGUGGCAAAACUUUAUCUUAGUUCAGUGUCCAGUUUCCAUGUUGUUUUUAUUUUAAAGUGUUAUCUUAUUAUUAUAAUAAUAAUAAUUAUUAUUUUUUAAUGUCAGUUUUACGUCUUCGGUCAUUACUUUUGAACGCAAGGCUCAAUCGUUCUGACGUGCAGUGCUUCAACAAACAAACAAACAAACAAACAAACAAACAAACUCGUAUUUAUAGAUCUAUUUAACUCAUCAGGAAGAAGUUCAGACGCGUGACUGGCGAACAAGCGACAACCUCGGAACGACGAAAGACACCAAUAAAUAAAUGGACACGUAUUUAAGGGAGAAUACUUGACCCAAAUGGACUGUACUGGACUUUUCGAGACGGGAAUGUACAACAUAGUUUUCCUCCUUCUUCCUCUUUCACGCCGGUCGUCUGGGCGACGCGUUUUCUGGGGUCCUGGCGGAGCGACGUCCUCCUGCCCCUCGCCUGUUUCUGCGUGUUAUGUGGGAGUCGUGGUCAGAGCUGUGGGGAAAGUCCGAGGGCUUUUUUUAAUCUUAUUUAUUUCACUGUGUGUCCAUGUGGUCAUGCAAUAACGCGCGAGGCCUUUGCAUGAGAGCGGCGAGAGGACGGAGAGUUCCUACUCCAGACCAAAUCGGUGGUGUGAACUGUGCUGUCAUUGUACCUACAUUUCAAAACAAACAAACAAAAAAAAACAACAACAACAAAAAAAAAAGUGCGCGCGCGCGUGAACCCAUUCACCCAACAAGCGCGCUUCUGCCUUAAAGUUGUGAGAGGAACCUUCUUUUUUCUAUAUAUAUGAGUAUAUUCAGAUGUCUAAGGACUGCGCCGGACGGGAUGGACACAAACUCAGCAGCUCCAACAGAAUUUACAGCAGAUUCUACAGACAAAGCCUAUGUAUAAAAGCAGAAAGAGAUAAUUUAAGUUGGUUUUCUUUGUUUUAUUUUUUUCCCCCUUUGAUUUCUUUUCAAUAUCACGUGGUUCUCUUCUGAAGCAUCCUUUAAACAGAUGUACAUAAUUUGUAUCAUGUUUAUUUGUGUAAUUAAAGCCAACCAGAAGUGAACAGGUCAAUAAAACGAUGCUUAUUUGUA
Messenger RNA from Pygocentrus nattereri (red-bellied piranha), 3125 nucleotides. It is a transcript of the gene en2b, whose product is annotated as engrailed homeobox 2b. The record is from RefSeq and is a predicted model, not a curated record. The transcript is spliced from 2 exons. NCBI's taxonomy places the organism in Eukaryota, Metazoa, Chordata, Actinopteri, Characiformes, Serrasalmidae. Gene Ontology annotation, cellular component: nucleus. Bases 679 to 1464 code for a protein of 261 amino acids. Gene Ontology annotation, molecular function: DNA-binding transcription factor activity, RNA polymerase II-specific; RNA polymerase II cis-regulatory region sequence-specific DNA binding. Gene Ontology annotation, biological process: regulation of transcription by RNA polymerase II; neuron differentiation; multicellular organism development.